Messenger RNA from Oikopleura dioica, 717 nucleotides. The record is from the annotation of a GenBank genome assembly. Lineage: Eukaryota; Metazoa; Chordata; Appendicularia; Copelata; Oikopleuridae.
AUGUCUGAGAGUGGAUCCGUCUGUGGCACCCCGCUCAUCUCUGAGCAUAGCAUCGACCAGAAUAACAACCAGGUUCCAAUCGCAACCAGCACGCCUAUCAGAAACUCCCCACGGGAAGAGCUACGAACCCUCUUCGUUUCCGGCUUACCCCAGGAUGUCAAAGAGCGUGAAUUCUACCUCCUCUUCCAGGGAUUUAGCGGUUUCGAGUGUGCCAUCGUAAAGCAGCCUGUCAGGAACGUAAAAUUGCCCAACAACCAACCACUUGGCCCGGUGGCCUUUCUAACUUUCGCAAGCCGCAAGGACGCGGAACAAGCCAAGGAUAAGUUCCACGGGUUCGCCCUCGAUCCAUCGGUUGACAAUCUAGUUAUGAAGAUUGAGUUUGCAAAGGCGAAUACGAAAUCCCGCUACCGUAGCCGGGAGUCCUCCUCUCUCUCUCCCCUCUCAUUGACGCUCGGAUCAGAAGCAAAUCAGGGAGUGUCCACUGCUUUUCCUCUUUUCCAGGACCCGUUCACGCUCCCCCCCUUCCCCCACUGCCAGUCGCACUCCAUGGGCGCGCACCCCGUAGCCAUCGACGCCGGGGCAUUCUGGCCCCUCUCCUACCAAGACUUUAAUCAGUUCCCGAUUGAGGCUGGCCUGGCGCCGAUUCUUCUGCCCUCGGAACAUCUCGUCCCAAUUCCCGUCUACGAGCCACGCGCUGUCGGCCGCAAGACGCGAUAA